This is a messenger RNA of Blastomyces dermatitidis ER-3, 315 nucleotides long. Its product is annotated as NADH-ubiquinone oxidoreductase 12 kDa subunit, mitochondrial. The record is from RefSeq and is a predicted model, not a curated record. The transcript is spliced from 2 exons. The coding region runs from base 1 to 315 and encodes 104 amino acids. NCBI's taxonomy places the organism in Eukaryota, Fungi, Ascomycota, Eurotiomycetes, Onygenales, Ajellomycetaceae.
AUGCCCACCCCGGAAUCCGCCGCCUUCCUCGCCAAAAAGCCCACCGUAGCCCCCAGCUACGACGGCGUCGACUUCGAGGACACCGCCGCGCUACACAAUGUGCGUGACGCCAUCAUCCGCGAGCAAUGGGUGCGCAGCAUGAUGGCGCGGCUGGUCGGUGAGGAGCUGGGGAAAUGCUACAGACGGGAAGGGGUUAAUCAUUUCGAGAAGUGUGGGGUGUUAAGAGAUCGGUAUUUCGAACUGUUGAAGGAAGCGAAGAUCAAGGGAUAUUUGUUCCAGGAGAAGAAUUACGUUUCGAAACCGGCGUCGUCGUGA